Taeniopygia guttata (zebra finch) is the source of this 15531-nucleotide messenger RNA. Its product is annotated as gonadotropin-releasing hormone II receptor-like. Lineage: Eukaryota; Metazoa; Chordata; Aves; Passeriformes; Estrildidae. Gene Ontology annotation, biological process: cellular response to hormone stimulus; G protein-coupled receptor signaling pathway. Gene Ontology annotation, cellular component: plasma membrane. The record is from RefSeq and is a predicted model, not a curated record. Gene Ontology annotation, molecular function: peptide binding; protein-hormone receptor activity; G protein-coupled receptor activity.
CCGGCCGCCAGCACAAACAGAUCCACCGCGCGAGGAAACCGCAGCCUGAAUAAUCCCUUAAUAAGGUGAUGGUAAACAGAAACCUGUGGCGAUGCCACGGCGUGGCGGCUGCUGCUGGUGGUGGGACAGGGCACGGUGUGGGUACCACGUCCUGGUGUGGGCACCGCAUCCCAGCACAGCAUCGUCACUGUUAGGGGUUCAGCCGGGGUCUGGAUCUGAAAUAGAUGCUGCCGAGUGUUGAAGGUGGAGAUACAGUGAACAGGCAAUGAGUUUUGGGGAUGCUUUUUUGGCUUUACCCGGUUUGGGACAAACGUGGUGCCCACCCAGCAGUGCACGUGGAUUUGCCCCAUUUUGCAGGUGUGGGCUCAGCUGAGCGCUGUUCCCUGCACUGCCUGUCCACCUUUGCCCCUGUGCUGUGGGCAGAGGUCAGAUGAGGAUGCUGUGGGGAUGUGAGGAUGUGGGACAAAGCCAGUGGGAUUGGUUUGAACACCCGUGGUAGCUCAUAGCUGCAGAGGCAGGACCGUCCUUCUAAAUAAAUGUGACUGCAUCUUGAACCGUGGGGAGAUCUAGCAAUGACCCUCACCAGAGUUUCCUGCUUGCCCCAGUCUGGCUUCAGCCUUCCAGGCUUUCCCCACCUCUGCAGCCACAUUUUUCUCAUAUAACUUAUGGCAAAUUUUCUGUGGACGUAGGGUUCCUGGGUGUUGACAAGGCAUGUGGCCUUGUGCAAGUGACUGCCACCCAUGCAUGAAGCCCUGGCACCACUGGACUGUGCAGAUGGUUGCUUCAGGAAUGUGGUGUGAAAGCACGUGCUGUGGAGCAACCCCCAAAAGAAGGGGAUGGGUGUUGGGGCAGCCAGUGGGGGAUCAGUGGUGUCCCAAGCCACUUCCCAGUAAUCCUUGUCAGCCCUGCUGCCAGAGGGAGUGGUGCAGGAGGAACACAGAUCAAGAUGUCACAUAAAAAAUAAUCAGCAAUGACCUACACUGGGUCCUGUUUAUGUUUACGAGGGAAAAGGAAAAAACACCUGAGAUGUGCCAAAAAUGUUAGAAUGUUUAUCUGGUAGGCAAGGAGUGCACCGUGAGCUGGAAGCUGCAGACCUCUGACAUAAACAUGGAGAUCAUCUCUGUUUCCCCUUUGUGAUGAAGAUGAGAUGUGGGAAAGGUGCUGAGGCAGAGCAAGGAAUUCGUCUUCCCCAGAUGGAAGCUACCUCCCACCAUGGUUGACCCACACUAAGCACAGCACCAGUGCCUUGGCAAGACAUCUCCAGUCCCACUGGCUGCUUGCCCACAUCCUAGCAUCAAUUCCUGUGGGUCGCACUGCUGGGUAAGGAAAUGUGCUGUUCUACAAAGGGAAUAAACUAUUAUUCCUUACAUGAUGGAAGCGGGAUGAUAGUUCUAACCCAGUGCAGGUGCAGGCAUUUCUGCAGGGGAUUUUGCAGCCUCCUCAGCAUGGCUGUUUUCUCUCUACUAUGUCUCCUUCAAGACAAGAUCUGGAGACAUGUGUGUGGCUUUAGAAGCAGGUUUGGCACAUGUGAGUUCAUGCAAACCCCAAGUCUCUAGAACAGUUCAUUUGCACAGUUUCUCUUGGCUUGACCAUCCCUUGCUGCAGCUCUGACAUGUGACUGACUUUGGAGGGAACAGCAUGAGAAGAGCCCCAGAUGAUGCCAGUGCUGAGCACCACCGGCUCUGGGAGAGGCUUUCCAGCUGCCUGGAGGUGGACAAUGCCCCAACCCAUGGGGUGGAGAGGACAAGUCAGGGGCUGCCCCAUGCCUGGCGUAUUCUGCAGGGCUGUAGUACCUGUGGCCAGUGACAAGGACAGAUCCCAGACCAAUCUGCUCCUGUCUUUCUGCCCAUAACCAGUGGCUUCAGCUGCCUGAGGCUGCUCCUUCCCAUCAGAAAUCAGCAGAUCCACAGCCUCUUGGACUCAUUCCUCUUCUGGAUUAAUGCUGGGGAGCCUACCCAAAUCUCAUAGUUUUUUUCCAUGGUUUCAUUACUGAUGUGUAAUUACAAAGCCAUAAGGUAUUUAUGUGAAUACUGCCAUGCUUAAUGCUGAGGCUGGGGCAGUGUCAGGGGAGUGUGACAGCAGAUGGUGCCAGCAGUAUCUCCCUCCCCACACUUCUUUGUGGUUGUGUCCAUAACUUUUCUGGUGUUCAUCUAAUAAAUCCAGGGGAAAACUGGCUGAUAAUGCUCAUCCUGGUUCUUCAUGUCUCCCACCAUUUCUAGUACAGCAUGGCUGAGUGGCCAUCUCCAAAAGCCAACUGCACCAUGCCAGAAGGAUAGUAGGGUUGGAGGGGCUGUUCUCAGGGCUGCAUGUGGAAUUUACAGGCUGUGGGGUCUGCAAAAUGCUCUGUGGGGCCCAUAAAUCCCCUUUUGGGUCAAGGCCAUGCAUAAUUCCCUGCCGGCUGCCCUCGUCCUCCCUCCCUGUGCCCUCUCCACUCCGCCAAAGGGAGCUGACGGUUAUUUUCCCCUGCUGCAUGUUUCUGGGCUUGCUUCUGUUUACGGAGAUGGGAGUUAAAAUAACUGAUUGAUGACUUUGUUCCAUCCCAAACACUUUGGGGAAGUUUGCGUGGUUUAGAAGGGAGAGUUGGGAGCUGGGAUUUCAUUAAGCACUUGGCUCCCGGCACUUCUCCAGCCAUGCUCCAGGGGUGGCUAAUGUUGUUUUUUUAAAAUCCUGUUUUGCUAUCCCAGGAGCCGGAGUGGCGAUUUCCAUGGUUUGUAGGAGAACUUGGAGAUGUAGCAGGUCCCUGAGGUUCCCUCUGAGCUCUGAAACACUAGCAAACCUCAAUAUUGUUUCACUUAAGCCCCUCCUCCACCGCUUCAUCAGCACAAAAUUGCACUCCAGCUGCCUAAAAUCUUUGGAAAAGAGCCAGAAAAAUGAAUUACUGGAAUUUGUUUUCAUUGUGUGGAUGAGGAUUUACAGGCUAUGACUGGGAGAAAAGGAGUGAGUGGACCUAUUUCCCCUCUGGAAGUAUUUGCUUGGGAGCUAAAACUUCUAUGGGGACUCAGUAAUGUUCAGCUCCAUAAACAUCAUUUAUGGAACAAAUACAAAAGGCAGCACACAGUGGGGACAUCAGGAGAGCCAGGAUCCAGGAAAAGACUGAUUUUAGCUCUGGAGAUCAGGAAGGCUUUUUCUGCAGUGGUGAAAGAGCCAGGAGUGAGGAGACAAUAAGUGUCUGUGCUGUUUGUGGGGUCUGUUCCACAGGGUAAGCCCCCAAAUGUCUGCUGGCACCAGCACAACACAACUGACUCCUGACAUGUAAAAGAGGGUGCCCUCUGUUCCAUUAUUCCAUCUGUAAAGGAAAAGGGCUUUUGCUAGUGCUUUUGCAGGGCAUGUUUGCUAUUGGAGAGCCCAGGGACUGUCACCUUCCACCCUGCUGCACACACAUAGAACCAUGUACCCUGGGGAGGGAUUCACUGCUCACUGGGAUGUCCUGGACUGCAGAAGGGUCCCACUGGUAUUUCCCUUCUAGGUGCCAUGGCUAUAUCUACUGUCUCUCCUUCCUGUCAGAGCUUGGAGAGGCAGAAACCAUGAUGCUGUGAGAGCACCAGAAGUGCCUCAAUAGCGAAUCCCUUUUUAAUUAAGUGUCUGAGCUGGGGAAAUUAAGAUAAGAAUACUGACUCAUUUAGAAGCUUUCUUCAAGAUGGAGAAGGCCAUUAUUUUCAAGCUCUUAAUGAAUAAUGGAUAUCCCAGCCUCUACCUGGAGCAUUAACUGCUCAGGGACACUGACAGAGCAGCACCAUGGUGUGGGGAACAUCCUGCCCACAGAUGUGGCAGGGCCUGAGCUAUUGCACAACCUCUGAUCAGUGAUGUAAAAGCGGUCACAGGAUGGGAACAGGCGUGAUGGGAAUGUGGCCAGGUCCAAGCCAGGACAGCACCUCAAUGGGGACAUUUACACUGCAAAGGAAGGGCAGGAGCAGAGCUCCAACCCACAGUCCACCUGCUGUUUGCUUUAGCUCUGGACAAGGUUGGAUGGACAAAGACCAUCCUGUGUCAAAGUCCAUGUUGAUUUGGGUAACUAAUUGCUCCUGAAGAACUCCUUGAUUUAUUGCUCCUAUUUAUGGGUAUUGGCUUUGGGCUGGGAUGCAAUCCAGGCUGUGCACCCAUGCUAGCAUGGGGAGCAGCCUCCCACACAUGGGAUGGCAAUCCCUGCUCUCAUUUGUGCCUUCCAUAUUCUUGCUAUAAACCAAGUUGAAGUGGGCAGGUUUGCAGUGAUUUACACCAGCAAAACAUCAGGCAGUUUUCCCUAAAAACCAGCAGAAUCCUGCCUGAUCCAUGAAUGUGCAGGGGCAGGCCUGGUUCUUCCAGUUUGUUUUUGUCCUAUUUUGCAGGGAUUGCACUGGCAGCACAUUGGAGAGGUGUAGGCUGUGUAAGUCAGAACAGAGGCAACAGUGAUGGCAGUGAAAGUGAAGCUUUGAGCUAAAAAGUAUUGUUUAGUGUUCAGACAAGCCUCUACAUGGAAUGGACAGAAAGAGAUGGAGCCCUGAGGGUAGUGGGCACUCCUUGUUGAACCAUGUGGGAAUUUCCAUCAGGUUAAUUUUUGCACUGAGCAAUGUGGAGCCGUGCCUGGGCUGGGGUAAUCGGGGUUGAUCCACCCCCAGGUUUCAGCUCCAAAAGGGUUUUCCAGCAUCCCCACUGGCAAAAGAGAGCAUGGAAAUGCCUCCCCUUCCUGGAGUGCCUGUGGUCAUGGGGGCGACCGGAGAUGUAAAAUAUCUCAUGACCUCAUGCUCUAUGCCAAGGACAUGCUUGGAAAAGCCGGUCUCUGCCGAGCUAAUUCCAGCACUGUUGGGAUUCCCCCUGGAAUACGUGGCCAGAUCAGCUUUCACUGGAGGGUAAAUGUGUGUUUGCCGGGAGCACACCAGAGGGUUUGGUGGGGCCAAGAGCUGCUGAAGAAAGGCCUGGCAGCUCCUAGUGUGAGCCUCUUGUCCCAUCUGAGACAAAAACUGCUGGGAGCAGAUUGCAAAGGCAGCCUGGGAGAUGAGCACUUCUGCAGAGUAACAGCAGGAGCAACUUGGAUUUUGGCUCCCAUAAACACCUCCCUGGGAAGCCAAAUCUGGAUGGGGGGAGAUUUCAGCACUGAUACUCAUCCUAAGGGAUAGUCACUGGAUUCCUGCAGCCCCAUAGCUUGGCUCAAAGCAGAUUUCUUGUAGGAGGGUAAAAGCAGGGUUGGGGAGAGAAAUUAUAUCCCUCUGGCUCAUCAAAUUCAGCACUGAUGAUACCUCUCCCCACAAGACACUGAUCCUUUCCUAAAAGCAUAGAGAAGGAUCAUGUGCCUGCAUGAAGUUCACCCAGCAGUAUCUUUAAGCUUUGAAAACUGCUUGGCGAUAUGAAGCUCAUGGAAAAGAGGAGUCAGGGGAUGUGUUCACUGCUUUUUGCUCCUGCAAGCGCUGUGUAACUGCCAAGGGUCCCACAGGGAUGUCAGCUUUCCCCACAUCUCACCUCUCCCCCACUGCAACAAAGGAGAGCAGCCCUUGAAUUUGGCCAAUGUUUGGGAAGGCGCAUCCAAAGGGAGCACCAAAAUAUGGCUUUGGGACACACAAUCCUAUUUGAGGGCUUGGAGGGAGGAGGAUAUUUGGAGCAACAUGAUGGACAGGUCCCACAGGGAAUUAAAAAAGCAGAGGAUAAAAGAGGGCACAGAAGGCAAAGGCAAGGAGAGCAACUAAACCCUGUCCAAAAACAAGGGCAAAAUUGUUCACUUCCAUGGUUAGUCACAACGAAAACAUUGGCAUUUCAUAAUUUCUUCCAGCUCAAAAAAAAUACCCCGUUAGGGCAGUGAGAGCCCUGACUGGGUCAGUGCAUGCUGAAGCUGAAGGGGACCUAUGGACCCUCCGCUGUCCCUGUGGGUGAUUUUCUUGCUUUACUGGGGACUGGGGUUCCAGAUGAAAGUUCCCAAAUAAUUUCCCCCCAGAUAAAUUCCAGCCUGGGCAGGAAAGCAAAGCUGUUGUGGGGAAGCUCAGCUGAGUGGGGCAGUGAUGCACACACAUCAGUCUUUUUUGCUUGGUGGUGAACAGAAAGGGCUCAGCACCAGAUCUCACCAUGUUUCUUGGGGCUUGACCUCAGGAUUUGGUCUAUUCCAUCCUCUCUAUUUUCCAGUUUAGAGAUGAGGAGUGGGAUUUUACGCAGAUUGACAUUUCCUGAUGAAAGAUGGAGGAAAGACCCUGAGAGCUGCUGCUCUGCAUGGGAAGGUGUAAAUCUGGGGAAUCACUGGGAAUGAUGCUCUGGACAUCUGAGCUCAGCAGCAUCAGGAAUACCAGCCUGGGGUAUUAAAAGGUGGGAAUUGCAGCAGGUUUGAGCAUGUUUUCCCCAGUACCUCUGUCCAACAGUGUGAUACCCCUGAGAAGGGUUUUUAUCAGCGAGGUUUUGAUAUACAAAGAUGAAUCAGAAACAGAGCAUUGUUUCACCAAGAAAUGGUCUAAAGGCACAGUUUACCAAGUAACAGUCCAGAAGGCAGAACAGAUCUCUCCCUCUGCUUUAAACACAGGUUUUUAGGAGGGGGAUGGGGUGACCUAGAUUAUCCCCAGGAGGGGCAGCAAUUACCGUCCCUCCUUGGCAGGUUGAUCAGAGCAGCCAGGGCUGGCUGAGCAGGCAGAAUAAGGUGCUGGUUUAUCCCCGGUGAUCACUGGGCUUUGUGUCUCUGUCUUUUGCUGCAGAGAGUUUGGGAAAUUUUGGGUGAUGCCCUGAUUCAGACCUGUUUGUAAGCACAGUGGCACCAUGCUAAUUUUUAUGAUGCUGUUAUUUAAUGAAAAAGCUGAAAACUGGGAGCUUCCCAAUUGCUUGACUUGUGAACUUUGGGUAAGAAGAGAAGCUGUUCCAGAGGUGAGCUCAUUUCUAACCCCGGGAAAUGACUUCAUGGACGCUGGUAUUUACUCACAAAAACAUUGCAUGUCAGAUGUCCCUGACUAGACUUUCUGUUUCGAGUCCAGUAUGAGACAAAAAUUUCCUUGGAUGAGCUGCUCCUAAGACAAUUCAAAGUUUGGAGAAGGAGGAGAAGAAUUGCAGGGGGGAAAAAAAGAAUCAGCAUUAAAAACACUCUGAAAUCAUGAGGUUUUUCUGAAUAAAGGGAAAUAUUUGGGCACCCAGCCUGGCAGAAGCACCUGUCUGAGGGGAGGGUGCAGGUGAUGAAUCCAGCAGAAGAAUCACUCAUCCUUACCCGUCACAACAACCAGCAGCAGCUGGAGUUUCUCUCAGAGAGGAAAAUACAAGUUUUUCUCUUUGGGAAGCCAAGCCCCCAGCAGUGAUUUAUCAGGAUAAACAGCAGUAGGUUCCCUGCCCCAUGUUUGCUAUAGGUUAAUGGAAAUUAUAUCCCAUGCUGCUCUCCCUUGAUGAGAUAGAUCCCAGUAUAUACAGGGUGUCUGAUGGAAAAACACAGCGCUUGCAUUUUUAUUCAGACUGUAUUACCCAGUGUGGUUCCUGAGUUCUGGUUUCUCCAGCAUCCAGGAUGAUCUAUAUGGAUUUGGGGAGAUCAGUCCUAUUUGGGGACGCUGGGGGAUGCUCUGUCCCCUCAUGACCCAGCGCUGGACUGCAGCUCUGGGGAUGUACUGGGGCAGCAUCCCAAGAGGAGGAGAUUUUGGGAAGAGCCAAGCUGGGAUGUAUGGAAACAAGCCCUGCCUGCCAGCGCUGUUUCCUAAUCCUGGACACCAAAAUCCUCUGAUCGUUAAACCAGUGUUCAGAGAUUCGGCUGAAAGCUGCCAUGCAGACAACAUCCAAACUGACCUUUGAGGAGAUGAGCAAAAGAAAAAAAGAGAAGAAAACACAAGGGGGUUACUGUGCAAAUGCUGGAGAAAAGCAGUAAUUUCAAUAAGGGACCCCACCCUUAAAAUAAGACAUAUUGCUAAUGCAUGCCCAGGACAUUUCUGUGUGAUGGUAUGCUAAAAAAAUCCCCUCUGAACUGGGACUAAAGGCUUUGUUGUGACAUGAACAAGGCUUACACUUCCCAAGAAAAAUCCUGUCCCUCUUUUGCAUCAUAGAGCCAGGGAUGGAGAGGACAUUUCUAGACUAAAAGGCCAUCAGCUAGGAUGAAGGACAAACAGGGAAUACAUUCCUUACUUGCUACUUAAUUGCUUUUGUGCAGGUGCAAAGGGCUAAAUGAAAGGGAAAAUAAGGAUGAGUGUGUGUGGCCGAAUUAAUCUCAGCUUUAAGCAGGAACCUAAUGUCAGGAGGAGGUGGCUGCUGGAACAAACAGGCUUCCACCCAACUUCUAUGAAGAUUUUGUGCUAUUUGUCCCCCAAGGGCCAGGCUCAUUUCCAAGGCACUGGUGGGUGAUGCCCCUGUCAUGUAAGGAGGUGAUGGGGACAGUCCCAUCCCAUGUGGCAGGGCUGGCUGGUGCUCUCUGGCAGUGCCAGCAGGGUCUGCUUUCCUCUUUCCCCCUUAUGGAAAACACUUCAGAUGCAGGACUUGCCCUCUGUGGCUCUGAGCAGAGAGUUUCCAUCCCGAUUCCUUUUGGCAGCUCCAUGAAGAAGUGAUGGAAAGUUUAGGGUAUUCCAGGGCAAACAUAGUCCAGUGUCUGUAGCAUCUCCUGGGUCUCAGGAUCUGGUCCCUCUGCUCCACAAGUUGACUCUUAAACCCACAAAGGUUUAAGAGUCAAAUUGGAAAUGGGGAAAAUAUCUUUUCUGCUUGUGCCCAGCAUCACUCCUGCCAGCAAAGCAGCCUCAGAGAUGGUGCAACUACAUUCAUAGCUCAGGCAUUUCCUCCUGAAAUAAGUGGGAGUAGUUUUAAUAAUGGAAAACCUGUUCCAGAAAGGGAAUCUCUUCCUCUUGAGGAACAAUGCAGAGCCACAUUGCCAGCCCAGGAUCUGCAGGGACCUGUAUACCACGUACUCUUUAAUUUAAUAGCCUGGAAAAUGUGAAGGUCUAUCUGCAUGUCAUUAAAGUCCCAGCAAAGCCCCUGGGAGUGUGUUUGCCAGUGCUGGCCCCAGCAGGACUUGGGGCUGUCCCUCUUUCACCCCCACAGCUCCUUUGCUGGCCAGAAGAUAAAGAUGUCCUCAGUUUCCCUCCCUGUCCUUGCAUUGCACUUCAUAUUUUCUAAGCUCUUUUGAGCUCUUUGUCCCUCCCAAGGUCCUUCCCUCUCACUGUGCUGUGCUGCAAGAAAUACAGAAAGAACAAGAUGGGAACUAAUAGACUGCAAGGAAAAAAGUGUAUCCAUUAAAAUGGCAAAAUGAACCACGUUUCUCCUUAUUAAUUCCCUCCUUACAGCAUUUCUAGUCCAGGCAUGUACCUGUGAUGCUUCCACGGACCUGUGUGGUCCAGGAGCAUCUCUGAGGUGCAUGUGUGCGCAUGUCUGCGAGUCUCUUGGUUGUCUGAGCAACGGGACAUUCAUCACUAACUCCCAGGAUAAUUAACUCAUUUUCCUGUAUUUACAGCAAACCAGUACAGGGACUGUUGGCACUUAUCCCUGAUGGAGCCACAUUUGGCCACAACGUUUUGAAUUUUGGCUGUUUCUUGCAUUACGGCAGCUUUGUCAUCAUGCCUGCUGCCUGCUCAUUAAGUGGGCAGCUCAUUAAGCUAACAAGGGCAGGGGUGAUGGUGGCUGCCUGAGCCAGGCUGCCCGUGGGUGCCCACCUCGGUGUGCCCCGUUCCUGGUUUGCCGGUGCAGGGGGUGUUUGCAGCAGCAUUCCCAUCUCCAGAUGCCUGCAUAUGCCUGUGCUAACAGCAGCGUCGCUCCUGGCUUGCCUGCUGGCAAGGGGAAAUUUUACUGCUUCAAGGUUUGUUGCAGGGAUCUGAUGCAAGGAAACACUGGAGCAUCCUGACUCAGCACCGCAGCGGUGAGGGACCCGUGGGAAAGGCACGGAGCAUCUUCUCUCAGCAUCAGGGCAUGCAUAUGCCAGCAGGGGAUGAGUGAGGAGCAGCUCCCUGCAUCUCCCCACUGCCCCACCACGCGGGAGGACACCAAUGCCUCGGCCUCUGCGUACCCCCAGUACUGGGUGGAGCCCCGGUUCACUCAAGCAGCAAAGGUCCGUGUGAUCAUCACAGCCAUCUUCUUCCUGCUGGCAGCGGGCAGCAAUGCGGCCGUGCUGGGCAGCCUGCUGAGGAAGAGGAGGAAAUCCCACGUGCAGCCGCUGAUCCUCAGCCUGGCGCUGGCUGACCUGCUGGUGACAGUGAUGGUGAUGCCCCUGGAUGCAGCGUGGAACGUGACAGUGCAGUGGUAUGGAGGGGACAUCUCCUGCAAGAUCCUCAACUUCCUCAAGCUCUUUGCUAUGUAUGCAGCUGCCCUGGUACUGGUGGUCAUCAGCCUGGACCGGCACGCAGCCAUCCUCCAUCCCUUCUCCCGUGCUCACCACCGCAAUGGGAUGCUGCUCCGUGCUGCCUGGGCUGGCAGCGUGCUCCUGGCUUUGCCCCAGCUUUUCCUCUUCCACCUGAGCACAAUCCCAGGAGGGAAUUUCACCCAGUGUGUUACUCAUGGGAGCUUCCGAGCACACUGGGAGGAAACUGUCUACAACAUGUUCACCUUCACCACCCUCUACAUCACCCCCCUGAGUGUCAUGAUCGUCUGCUACAUCCGGAUCCUUUGGGAGAUCAGUAAGCAGCUAAAGGUCAAUAAAGGUUUGACAAGAAAUCAAAACGAACACAUCUCCAAGGCACGCAUGAAGACUCUCAAGAUGACCAUAGUGAUUGUUGCCACCUUCAUCAUCUGCUGGACCCCUUACUAUCUCCUGGGCUUGUGGUACUGGUUCCAGCCAGCCAUGAUCCAGAAGAUGCCAGAGUAUGUCAACCACAGCUUCUUCCUCUUUGGCCUGCUGCACACCUGCACUGACCCUAUCAUUUAUGGACUGUACACCCCUUCCUUUCGGGAGGACGUGCAGCUGUGUCUCAGGGGCAUUGAAACAGCCAUCACCAGGCAAAAGAGACACAAACCCAUCUCAGCCUCAGAGAACAACACAAAGGAUGGUGCUGCAAAUGGUGGGGUGGCAUCAGGGGGCUCCAAUGGGACAACUGUCAGCACAGUCUGAUGAAGAGAUGUACCCACAAGGGGAUGGCAGGCACAGCUUUGGGACUGUUUUUUCCUGUAGGACCAUUUUGGAAACUGUCAUGAUGAGGUUCCCUACUCAGCUGUUGUGGGGAAGGGUUUCUGACCAGAAACUGAGAAUGUGUCUCCUCCCUGUACCCAGGGUGAAAAAGAUUGGGGGUAUUUCUGGUCAUUCUGCUGUAUUCUGGCAGUGCUGUGAAAACUAGAAAACAUCCUUUUUGUACCUGAAACAUGCUCCAGCCCUGAUUCUGGAAUCAAGCUUCACCACACUUCCAGCAUCAACCUCUGGGAGGAAAUUUACCAUCUCCUCUGUGGUCCAGGGUCUUCAAGUGCCCUUUGCACCUACACCCAGCUGUAGAGCUGCAUGGAUGGUGUCACCCAGCUGUAGAGCUGCAUGGAUGAUCACACCCUGCAAAGGUGUGAUCAUAGGCUUUUACUCCGUUUUCUCCACCCAUUGUAGGAAAAGCUCUCUGGAAAUUUCAGAUCUCCUGACUCACAACCUGUCUGGUUCUCCCAUGGAUGUGUGACAAGCCCUGGGAAAUAUCUAAAUAUCUGGAGGUUGACUAAUGCAGGGUUAUUCAUGCCCCAGGAAUGGUGGGCCUGGAGUGCUGUGGGGGGGGAGGGACUCAGGCAAGAGCAGUACAAAGAACCACAGUGGGGUAGGGUGAGGUUUCUUCUCUCUUUUGAAGAGAGCCAGAAGGGAAAACAGUCUCUGCUACUGUUUUCUGGUGUGAAGGGGAUGUACAGACAGAUGUAUCAUUACACAGCAGCUCUGUGGGACACAGGGCAAACCAGGAGAGAGAGUAUUUGUGAUAAUGAGAACCAGACCUGACACUGCCCAGCCCCCCUGACCUUUCUGUCCCCAUGUCCCAGAGCAUAGGCUGGCAGGUUGCAGGCCACACGAUGGACACAUUUGCUUUGCCCUAAGCAACACCAGCCCCUCAGCUCUGCCCAGCAGAGCGGGCACAGCCAUCCUACAGGGGUUGUUUGAGGUGUCCCAAUGAUUGAAGUGAUGGGAUGCAGCUGAGAAGGGUCCAUCAGCACCUUUAGUGCCAGAUGGAGGUAAAGGAAGGCUUCUGGAGGGAUCACCUGAGCUGUGGUGAGUAAUGUGGGCUGUUUGCUUUCUACCAUUGUGCCAAAAGUUACUUGUGAAGGCAGAAGUCUCUUCUCUGGGUGUGGGUUGAAGAGAUGAAUUUAUUUAACUGUGUUGUCCUUUCCAGGUAAUUAGAAAUAGUGGAUUAUUUCUUUUUAUCAUUCUCUGAUUAUUGUUAUUAAAUGUGGGGUUUGCUUUUGAAGAGAAAUUUAGUUUUAAGCCAGGUGGGUUGUUGUUUUCUUAGUUUAGUUAAAUCUUUGGACAGCUCAGGAGCUCUGGACUUGGCAGGAGGCAGUUCCUUGGCUAUUUUUAUGGCCAACAGCAGCUUUGAAUGAGCAUCUGGACUUUAUCAGGAUGAAAGAGCUUUGUUUUAAAAACAACUCUUGUCUUGCUGUGGUUGCGUGUGUAGGGAGCUGGGAGAUGUCUUCCCCUCAAGAAAACAAAUCUCCUUUGGGCACUGAGGGGGCUUUUUCUCAACCCUGUUUCCAAGAGGUGUUGGCUCCCCAUCAGCCAGAAAGGAUCUGCUCUGGUCUCCUGGUUCACCAGCUAACAAAUUAUUGAAAUUGGAGGGGUGGCAAGCAGUCCUUGCAGGCUGGCUGGGGCUGGGCAAUGAGAACACAGGAAACCACAGCGCUCAGAGUGAUGCUGAGCUGCACGUGGGUACCCAGCCUUUGCCCUUCUGGUACUAAUUAUUAUUUAUGCUAAACAUGUAGCCCAGGGAGAAAAAAAAAUCAAUUAGAACUGCAGGAGCCCAGACCAACUGGUGGGGACUAGUGUGAGCCAUUUAGGAAGCAUCCAAACUCCAAUGAGAUGCGUAAUUGUAAUUUGGCUUUCCUGGGCUCAUUCUGCUCAAUGUUAAUUACCCAGUGCUAACAGAGCAGGGGGUGCCUGAUGCCAGAAUGGCAAAAAAAAGGGCUUCUUGUAAGGUGGUGGAAAUGGCUUGCAGUAGAGGAAACUAAUUUAUUCAUCAGACACUCCUUUGGUCUCUUUGUUCAUGCUGCUGACGGGAGGCAGACCUUGAAGGUGUGUUGGUUUUCUGGCAAGCCUUGAAUAAGUAGAAAAGUGUCUUUAAUCUACUGAAAAUUGUCUUCAUCCACUUUUUGCUGAGUGGGAAAGAACAGAUACAACAUUGCUCAUACACGUCUCCUCUUGCCCAGCAACAGGAGACUCAGAGGUCUUCUCUGAGGAGCAAGAAAUACUUUUUUUCCUUGUGGGAAGGAUUUUGCACCCCAUGGGUACAGUAAAAAGGCAAAAAUGGGUUUGGUUUCAGGGGGACUCGGUGAUCUUGCAAUAAUUUAGAUUGGAAAUGAUCUCUAUGAAGAGUAGGGAAAUGGGGAUUCUGGCAAACAUUUGUACCUUAGUCCUUAGGAGAAGCAUGGCACAUUCCUUGGGACUCUUGCAGGCACUCCAGUGCUGCUCCUUUUGCCCAUCUCUUUCACACCUUCCCUCCUGUUGCUGAUGUUAGAAGUGACAUCCUGUGGAGUCUGGAGUGUGGGCAAGAUGCCCAAAGUGAUAGCUUUCAUGAGAGAAGGAAAAUGCCACUGACAGUGUGUGCUGCUAAGCCAUGUGUCCACUGCAGGCACGAAGGGCUCGGAGCAAGCAGGGGGGCAGCACCUUCCUGGGGAAGCUGGGAUCAGUCUGAGUCCUGCCAGAGGUGGACCAAAGCCCAGGCCUGGUUUGGAUAUUCCUGCAUUUCUGAUUCUGCUUUUCUUGUAUUUGCUCACACUUUAGAGAGCACAAGAUUUUUGCAUCACUUAUUAGGGGCAUGAAUCCCCAUGUCUUGCUUUCCCCCUGAAUUCAGGGGUGGUCCUGCUUUCUGUGGUGCUUCCCUUUCUCUCUCCCAUUGCCUCAAACCCUUUGUCUCCAACAGCACCUGCCCUUCUCCUCAGCUGGCUCCUGAGAUCUCUGUAUAUAAAUAUAUAUAAAAUAGAGAGAGAGAAAAUACUUUUUAAAUUUAUUAUCUAUUUAUGCUUGUUGGAGGAAAAUUCUCCCACUUCCUCAAAACCUGCUCAUUUCCACCAAGGAAACACCACACUUCUUGCAGUCCCAGCCAGGAUCAGAUUUGUCUGAUUCAGUAACAAUUCCUUAAUAUUCACCACAGUAAUGUAAUGAACAUAUUAAUAAGAGCAGGUAGCUCUGUAUUUUACAACACCUCAACCUCACCCUGGGCUGCCUGCUUCAAACACAGCGGCCCUUUGUUCGGGAGGAAAUUCUGAUUCAUUCCCUGUUAGUGUUUUUAUAGCACUGUUCAUGUUCAAAGAGCCACGCAAGUGGCUUAAGAGGCUAACACAAACCUUGGGUUAAUUCAUAAUACUGUUAGUUACUCAGCACAAUACCCGCAUUAAUCCAGCUGACUGCCCCUCGCCACAUUGGGAAACACAUGCUGAAAUCAGCAGGGAGCUCAGAAAACAAGCGUGGGAGUAGGAUAUUAAGUAUUUUGCCAGGCUGCUAGGUAGGAUCUGAGCACCUUAAAUGUAUUUAAAAUAUUUUCCCAUUGCUGUUGCCUCGCUCCACAGCUGUGGAGCUGAAGCAACGAUGAGGCUGUGCCCAGAAUCCCUGCAGGCCUGAGCAUGAGGUAUGGGGCUGCAAGCUCCCUAAGGGAUACUCCAGACACAUCCAUCAGGAUUCAGCCCACACCUGAAACUGCCUCCUUUUUUUUUGGGAUCUAGCCAAACUGAUCAAAGCAGAAAAAGCUGUUGUUGUUUUUUUUUUUUUUCCUUUGAUACCUGCUGAUUUCAUUGCAGAGCUGGACUGUGCGUGUCUGCCAUGAGCCCCCACAAUGCUUUCUCUCUGGGGACAUAGCCUGGAACUAUUAUUGCUUCUGCUUACUCAGAAACUUUCCUAUGCAAAGAAACCCUAAGAAAAGAGCUUUAAAUCCCUGCUGUGUUCUUUUCAUCUGGCUCAGGAGCUCCCAGGAUUGUGCCUUUCCGUGCAGUGCCAGCAGACAGCCAUCCCACAACUGCUGCUCAACCUCCUCCUUUUCCAAAGGGCCACAAACAGCCCAUCUGUUCCAAAAGAUGAGGUUUUUUUUUUUUCUUUUUCAAACAAACCAGGCUUUUACAAACCAGUACCCUUUAGACAGUGUCAAAAAUACCUCCAGGUUUUCUAGCUGGCACAUUAUCUCCCCUAAAUUUGUAUAUUACAUAGCACAACAUUUAAUAUAACAUGCUGAGGAAGAUAAAAAUAGGCAAAUAUUCCCAUGACCCCUGUGCACAUCUCAAACCCCAAGUUUCUGCACUGAAAUAUCAAGGAGUAAACUAUAAAGUUGUUGAACCUGUUGCACAAUAAAUUAUUUGUUUAUGCAUAUUUUAAUUGCAAAUCUUUGCUAUAAUUAGCACGGACUCUUCUUGGGCUGAGGCGCUGCAGUGUCCUUUGACAGUGAGCAUUAUUAACGGGCUGGAAAAGGCAAUGGGGAAUUGGAUUAUAAUGUUCUUGUUUUGCAAGUUGUAUGGUGAAUAAAUAAAUUUGUUCUGGCAGCAAAA